Bicyclus anynana (squinting bush brown) is the source of this 2160-nucleotide messenger RNA. RefSeq names its product cysteine-rich protein 2-binding protein (gene Atac2). NCBI's taxonomy places the organism in Eukaryota, Metazoa, Arthropoda, Insecta, Lepidoptera, Nymphalidae. The transcript has 13 exons. Bases 101 to 2140 code for a protein of 679 amino acids. The record is from RefSeq and is a predicted model, not a curated record. Gene Ontology annotation, molecular function: acyltransferase activity, transferring groups other than amino-acyl groups.
UCAAUUGUCAAUGAAAAAUCAUAACAAACAAAACGUAAAAUUAAAAUAACAAUUUGAAAGAGUCGGCAGUCGCUAUCGCUUAAUUCUAAAUAAUUAUAAAAUGACUACUACGUGUAAAUAUUGUAACGAACCCGAGAACAAACAGGACAGGCCGGGCUUAAUAUGCGAGAUUUGCAUAUGUUUCGUUCACUUGGACUGCCUCCGUCGUGGGAGCACACCGGGAGACUUCGCCUGCGAUGUGUUCUUCGACUUCACUUGCGAAGAGUGCUCUCCGUCGAAGGAGGAGGUGUUUAAACGCAAUAAAUUUGCUUGGGUCAACGUCCUCCUGCUGACACUGAACCACCUCAGUAUCCACAUGCAGGGCAUCAGCAACCAUGGCUUCUUCCACUACAAGACACACAUCUGUUUCUUCAUUGACAGAUACUGGUCACUGCUGUUUGGACCCAACUGCAAACAGAAGAAAAACUGGAUAGGCACCAUAUCAGGUGCACUGUCGGUGUACAGCAACCUGUUCUUCCGCUCGGGCUCCAUCGCUCUUGGGGAGACAGGCUGGUGGAAGCUGCUGCAUGCAUUCUCUCCGGCUGUCGCUGCACACAUAAAUCAGGAGAUGGCCCGAGACAGACCAAAGGGUCGCGCCCGGAACCAGCUCUCCCUGGACAAAGGAUUGUUUGUCUCCAAAGUUACUCUAUUGGGCUACAAGGAUCUCAUAACGGACGUGGUGGAGGUGCCGCUGAAGAUGGCCGAUGGCUCCAGCAAGAAGAGGCGUCGUCUCGACACUGAUGACACCGCGCCUGCUGAGAGCACUGAGCUGUUCGACCCUGAAAAACUGCAAGCCACGCGCACGCAGCUGGGCGGCAAGGAGUGGGAGGAGACGCUGAGCAUGGACAGCUCGCUCGUGUACGUGACGGCGCGCGACAACUACACCGAUGUAGAGAGAAUCUUCCGCGGCUUCUUCGCGCCCACCUCGGUCCCUGCGUCUGUGCUGCAGCCGAGCGAUACCUCAAGUACCUUAUCAAACUGCGAAUCGUUCGGCUCCCACACACCUGCCGAACCGCAGUCCGAGGACGAAAAACCAGGGGAGCUGAAGAAAACCGACCAAAAGCCCAAAAAACCCGACGAAAAACCAACCUUCCCCACCGAAUCCCUAUUCUCUUCACUACCAAAUUCAACUGAUAUGCCUUGGAUAGAAAAAGAAGAACCUAAGGACAAACCGGCAUUAGUCGAAAUGACGCCGUAUGAAGAAAUACAACUUCUGAAGAAUGUGGAGAACUUGAUACCAAAAGUGAAAGAUCCAAACAAAAAAGCCUAUCUGUAUCGGCUGAAAGCCAAAUUGGCUUUGAGGAGGCUCAAAAGACAUCAUCAUUUGCCUGUGUUUGAUUUGGACAAGACGGUGAAGAUCCUAGGAGGCUACAUGACAGAAGACCCGCGGGUCGUGAUGAACGCCGAGCGAGUGCUGGACAGGUUCCAGAGAUCGUAUCUAAUAGACAACCUGUGCGGCACGAUAGCCAGCACGAACUACGGCACGCUGCUGCUGUCGCGCAUCGAACCCGCGCCCUUCCGCUCGGCGUACUCCGGCGCCACGCUCAAGCCCUACAUCCGGAAAGACGCCACCUCCACACCUAUAUGGCUACAAGUUAUGGACGAACUACUCAGAAAGACUAAUCGGCACAUAAAGGAGUACGCGCCGCCCGCUCGCGGCACCAUCGACUUUUCGUACGUGCGGCCGCAGCACAUCGCCGCCGUCAACAACCUGUGCGCGCAGUUCUUCUGGCCCGGCAUCGACUUGACAGAAGCGCUGGAGUACCCCGAGUUCAGCUGCGUGGUGACGUACCGGCGCGUGGUGGUGGCGUGCGCGUUCCUCGUGCCGGACAGUGGUCACAGCGAGGCGUACAUCUCCUUCAUCCUCACGCGGCCCGAGUGGCGCCGCGCCAAGAUCGCCUCCUUCAUGCUCUACCACUUGCUGCAGACUUGCUCCGACAAAGAUGUGACCCUACACUGUUCACCGACCAACCCCGCUAUAUUCCUCUACCAAAAGUUUGGCUUCAAAGUAGAAGAGUUGAUACAAGAUUUCUACGAAAAAUACUACGAUAUCAACUACAAGGGUUGUCGGCACGCCCUGCUUCUUCGGUUAAUACGAUGAUUAAAAUACUUCAGAAACAA